UGUCAUUAAUGGGUGUCGCUGUUGUACGAAUGACGGUCGCUCUUGCCUUGCACUGGUGACAAACAGGAACUCAUGCAAGCAGGCGGCAACAGUCGGAGCGCUGAAGUAGCGGAGGGUCAGCCAUAUUGCCGCGCUGUUACUUCUGCAGAGGAGUGUCCGAGGCUGCCCUGCGGCAGAACCAUCUUAAAUCACACCUGCUCUGGAAGGCACUGACUGGGGAGAAGUCACCUAGUAGGCUAUCCGAAGUAUUUGGAAACCAACUUUACAGCUCCGCGCACGGACCCAGGAAAAGGACACAAAAUGCCUAAAGCUGUCAAUGUUCGUGUCACCACCAUGGACGCUGAGCUGGAGUUUGCCGUCCAGCCCAGCACCACUGGUAAACAGCUCUUUGACCAGGUGGUGAAGACCAUCGGCUUGAGGGAAGUCUGGUACUCUGGUCUUCAGUAUGUGGACGGUAAAGGAUACCUCACCUGGCUGAAGCUUGACAAAAAGGUGUCUUCCCAGGACGUGAAGAAGGAGAACCCGCUGCAGUUCAAGUUCCGCGCCAAGUUCUUCCCCGAGGAUGUGUCUGAGGAGCUCAUCCAGGACAUCACCCAGAAGCUGUUCUUCAUGCAGGUGAAGGAGGGCAUCCUGAGCGAUGAGGUGUACUGUCCCCCGGAGACGGCCGUGCUGCUGGCCUCCUACUCUGUCCAGGCCAAGUUUGGAGACUAUACCCGGGACCAACACCGGCCCGGCUACCUCACCUCAGACCGUCUGCUGCCCCAGCGGGUUCUUGAGCAGCACAAGCUGUCCAGGGAGCAGUGGGAGGAGAGGAUCCAGGUGUGGCAUGAGGAACACCGUGGAAUGCUGAAGGAGGAUGCCAUGCUGGAGUACCUGAAGAUCGCCCAGGACCUGGAGAUGUACGGAGUCAACUACUUUGACAUCAAGAACAAGAAGGGGACCGAGCUGUGGCUGGGAGUAGAUGCCCUGGGACUCAACAUCUACGAGAAGGAGGACAAACUGACCCCAAAGAUCGGCUUCCCCUGGAGCGAGAUCAGGAACAUUUCCUUCAACGACAAGAAGUUCAUCAUCAAACCCAUCGACAAGAAGGCCCCGGACUUUGUGUUCUUUGCCCCUCGCCUGCGCAUCAACAAGCGUAUCCUGCAGCUGUGCAUGGGCAACCAUGAGCUGUACAUGCGCCGCCGCAAGCCAGACACCAUCGAGGUGCAGCAGAUGAAGGCCCAGGCCCGCGAGGAGAAACACCACAAACAGAUGGAGAGGGCCCAGCUGGAGAACGAGAAGAAGAAGAGGGAGGACAUAGAGAAAGAGAAGGAGCAGAUGGAGAGAGAGAAGCAGGAUCUGAUGAUGAGACUCUACCAGUUUGAGGAAAAGACCAAGAAGGCAGAGAAAGACCUGCAGGAGCAGAUGCAACGUGCCAUGCAGCUGGAGGUGGAGAGGAGGAUGGCGGAGGACGAGGCAGCCCGCCUGGAGGCUGAGCGUCAGGCCGCCCUGCUGGCCAAGGAGGAGCUGGCUCGCCACGCCCAGGACCAGAUGCACAACCAGGAGCAGCUGGCUGCGGAGCUGGCAGAGCACACAGCUAGGAUCGCCCUGCUGGAGGAGGCCAAGCGGCGCAAGGAGGAGGAGGCUGACACAUGGCAACACAGGGCUCAGGAGGCCCAGGACGACCUGCUGAAGACCAAGGAGGAGCUGCAAAUGGUGAUGACGGCCCCCAUUCAGGCACCCCCUCCCCCCAUGUUCGUGGAGGUGCCCAUGUUUGUGGACAACCAUGACGUUUUGAUGGUGGAGGAGCAGAACGACAGCGAGAACAACAGCACGUACAGUGCCGACCUGCAGAACGAGGGCUUCAACGACCACCGCCUGGAAGAGGAGCGCCUCACCGAGGCCGAGAAGAACGAGCGUGUGCAGAGGCAGCUCAUGGCCCUGAGCUCAGAGCUGGCCCAGGCCCGCGACGACACUAAGCAUACCCAGAACGAUCUGCUCCACACGGAGAACGUGCGCGCCGGCCGGGACAAGUACAAGACCCUGCGGCAGAUCCGAUCGGGCAACACCAAGCAGAGGAUUGACGAGUUUGAGGCCUUAUAAGAAGGCCCCUCCCCAAAGGCCAUGAGGGCCACACAGCCACGUACCCUUUCUGAAUGGUCACUGAACUAAUCCCUCCACUGCUAUACACACACACACACACACACACACACACACACACACACACACACACACACACACACACACACACACACACACACACACACACACACACACACACACACACACACACACACACAGGAGCAGUAUAAAGAGUGUGAGUGAUACACACAUCUGCCUCACCACUUUUACCAGUUCCCCCUUAGUGAGAACUUACUCCUGUAAAAAGGCUUUUCAAAUUCUUGUAAGAAAACUUACUAGUGCCAAAAUAUAUAUUAUUUUCUUUUAGCAUAACAAAUCUUCUUUCCGUUUUGAUUGUAUGUAAUUUGAUGCGAUCAGACAAAAUCACUCACCAUUAUUUUUAACCAGAGGUGUGAUGAUGAGUUGUGGGACUAUACAGUAAUAGUACGCCAUGAUGUACACCUGAGAGACAUCAAGUACAGCCAAUCAAAGCCUUGCUUUUUGGUGUUUUCUUAAAUGUGGUGUCAAUGUUGAAAAAGGGUAAUAUAUAUUUAUUUUUUUCUGACAGGGACCACUCAGAAAGGGGAACAUACAGUAUAUUAACUUUUACUCUUACUUGCAGAAAAGUGUACUAUGUUCUGUUUCAUUGUGUUUUUCCAUAAUAUUUGAACACUUUCAUUUAUGUUUAAUAUUGCUCUUCAGUAUCUGGGAAAUCAUGAAUAGUUUACUAUUUAUACGAUAAAUGGGUCAUUUAAAAAAGGGUUAUUUCCUCUUGGUUUGUAUAUUUCUCCUAUUCUACUAAUGAUCACAAGAACAUUUUAAAUGUAUCAGGUUCUAUAUCAACCAAAAUAAUGAUAGAUUUGUGUUCCAUAAGGUUUUCUUUUAGAUCAGUAAAUUAAAGAGAUUUAUUUGUAAAUUAUAACUUUUUUUUUUACUUUAGAAAAUAUUCCACUGUAUGUCAUCAAAUCAACAUAAGGAGACCAUGCAGUUCACAGUAGCUAGCAGCAUUUUGCCAUGCAGUUCACGGUAGCUAGCAGCAUUUUGCCAUGCAGUUCACGGUAGCUAGCAGCAUUUUGCCAUGCAGUUCACGGUAGCUAGCAGCAUUUUGCCAUGCAGUUCACGGUAGCUAGCAGCAUUUUGCCAUGCAGUUCACGGUAGCUAGCAGCAUUUUGCCAUGCAGUUCACGGUAGCUAGCAGCAUUUUGCCAUGCAGUUCACGGUAGCUAGCAGCAUUUUGCCAUGCAGUUCACGGUAGCUAGCAGCAUUUUGCCAUGCAGUUCACGGUAGCUAGCAGCAUUUUGCCAUGCAGUUCACAGUAGCUAGCAGCAGCAUUUCCGAGGCAUACGUGCAUCUUCUCCAGGAGAAAAGUGCUUAUACAAAAACACUUAGGACUCUAUUCAGUCUGCUUCACUGAAGCGUUACAGAUUGCGUUUUAGAAACUUAAAGGUCAUUUCCGAUUGAGCCGACACAUGCAGCGUUUACCGUGAAUACAGUCUCACCGUUCCCUCUCUGUGGAUGUGUACUAGACUGGGUUUUUACUGACACUAUAACCAAAACAACACACAAUGCUGCCGCUGGCCCGCUGUUCUUUAUUUCAACUGGAUUUUAUAAUGAGGUGUUUAGCAUAUUGGCAAUAAAGAUCUAUGAUUACAGCUUCA
Molecule: messenger RNA, 3757 nt
Organism: Salmo salar (Atlantic salmon)
Lineage: Eukaryota; Metazoa; Chordata; Actinopteri; Salmoniformes; Salmonidae
Gene: ezrb
Product: ezrin b
Cellular component (GO): cytoskeleton
Molecular function (GO): actin binding
Source: RefSeq, a predicted model, not a curated record